GAAGUUGUUGGAAGAGAUACUUUUCUGAAAUUUGACGAAAAAUUGCGGACUCCUGCAGCUCGAAUGCCGGUCAGAAUGAAUGAAGCACAGGCAGUUAACGCCGGCAUGGUGUCUUAUAUCCCUACGCGCCUCGUGCGUCACUGACCUAAAAAAUCCCUCCGAAAUCUUCCGAAUGCCCACAAAUAUGUUACCUAUUCAAAGAAGUAGAAUGUAUUUUAAGUAUAAUUUUCAGCUGAAGAAAAAAAUUGAUUAUGUCUGUCUUCGCUCCUUAUGAGAAUCAAAUAGGCACGGUGCUAUUUUUGUCUGGCGAAAUAAUCUAUACCAAAUACGGUGCUGUUUGGUUCAGUGACGUCAUGGCUGACUCACGUGCGUUGCCGCGAGACUGACCGUUCAAAAGCGCCCCUGUGCGAUAAAUAUAAAAACUGCAUCUACCGGAACCGGUUGUCUCGUGACAGAAACAACACAAUGGCUGCCACUGUGAAGAUGUUUGUUGCUUUGUCUUUGUUUGUGCUCGUCUUGCAGGGACAAAGAGCAGCCGGACGCAGCUUUAGUAUCGACUAUGAUAACAACACGUUCCUGAAGGAUGGCGAGCCGUUUCGCUACAUCUCCGGCAGCAUCCAUUAUUCCCGUGUUCCCCGCAGCUACUGGCAGGACAGACUGACAAAGAUGUACGCUGCGGGGCUCAACGCUAUCCAGACUUAUGUACCCUGGAAUCUCCACGAGCCGAAGCCAGGGAAGUACGACUUCACGGGAAACAACGACAUCGAGGCGUUCCUGAAAAUGGCGAAUGACACGGGCCUCCUGGUCAUCCUGCGGCCUGGGCCGUACAUCUGUGCAGAAUGGGACAUGGGAGGCCUUCCAUCCUGGCUGAUGAAGGACAACUCCUCUAUUGUACUGAGGUCAUCAGAUCCUGGUACAGAUCCAGCUGGUGCCUUCAAGGGGCAGAGGAAACAUCAACCUAAAGGCCCCUUGGUGAACUCGGAGUUCUACACUGGUUGGUUGGACCACUGGGGACAGCCUCACGCACACACGGACAAGGACAAGGUGGCCACAUACCUGGAGAAGAUACUGGAACUCAACGCCAGCGUUAAUAUGUACAUGUUUGAAGGAGGCACCAAUUUUGGCUACAUGAAUGGGGCAAAUGGCCCCUUUAAGCCGCAGCCUACAAGUUAUGAUUACGAUGCGCCGCUAACCGAGGCAGGCGAUCCCACCGACAAGCUUACCACUAUCUCCAAUGUCAUUGCCAAGUUCCGCCACUUGCCACCAGGGCCGGUACCCCCUGCCACACCUAAGGCAGCUUAUGGGAAAGUCCAGAUGACAUUUGAGGCCACAGUGCUGGAUAAGUUGACUGACCUGUCACCAGAUGGACCAAUCAGAGCUGACUAUCCCAUCACCAUGGAGAACAUGCAACAGAGCUAUGGGUUCAUGCUGUACAGGACUACUUUAACUGCUGCAGCUACAGGAGCCAAACUGUCUGUGCCAGGCAUCAGGGACAGGGGCUACGUCAUGCUAGAUGAGACUCCUGCUGGUAUCCUGAGCCGUAACGGCCCCAUGGACUUGAACCUGACGGCACAGGCAGGUCAGGUAUUGGACAUCGUGGUGGAGAACCAAGGUCGCAUCAACUUCGGCAGGUACAUCAACGACUCCAAGGGCAUCAUCGCAAACGUGACCCUCGGAAACGACACCCUCCGUUCCUGGUCCAUCUACUCGUUAGACAUCGAUGGCGCCCUCCCUACGCUGUUCUCACAACCUUCCAAUCCGGCUGUUGAUAUUGAUGGCAGCCUCCCACCUCUGUCUUAUGUUCUGCAGAAUGACAUAGAGGGCAUCGACGGACAGUUGACCAAUCAGGAGAAGCGUAGCACACAGCCACGGCGAUCCCGGGCAGGCCAGAUGGUACCGUCCUUCUACACGGGAACGUUCUCCAUCCAGGACACUCCUCAGGACACCUUCCUCAACAUGAGGGGAUGGACUAAGGGUCAGGCAUUUGUUAAUGGGUUCAACCUGGGCCGCUAUUGGCCGGUGGAAGGGCCACAGAUCACGCUGUACGUUCCGGCAAGCGUUCUGAAAUCCGAGAACAACAUCACGCUCUUCGAAUUGGAAGCAUCGCCGUGUAAUAUGGCGCAAAGUUCAGACGCCGACUGUACCGUUGAGUUCCAAGAUCGACCAAUCAUCAAUGCGACUGUGUCACGCCAUCGAGGUGAAAAAUACGACAGCACCGCCACUGACUCUGCCCCCCCUCAGCUUGAUGCGUUUGUAGCUGUUGUAUUGGGUGUUGUGUUCUCUGUAGCAUAUCCUAUCAGCACAGUGCUUAACAUCAUGCUUUCAUAACUAGGAGAAAGUACAAAGAUAGUAAAACUUGAAUAAAUGGGUGAUGCCUUAGGGGGUAUCUAAUAAUAGUAUGCAAAUGCAAUUUAGGUAUAGCACUCUGAGGAUGCUUAGUCUAUUUUACUUAUUUUUAGUUACACUGUGCUUCACAGUUUAAAUACAUCUUGUUUCAUGCUACCAUAAACCUAUAAUGACAAAAGAGAUUCAGAUAAGCAAGUAACAAUGUAUUAUUAUUAUGUACAGAAUGAUUUGUGAGAGCAGAAUUGCCCUGAAAGGUGAUAGAUGAUAAUAUGCAGUGAUUUAGCCAGCUAAAGCAAGGAUAUUAUAUAAAGAAACUCCAAAAAGCAGUUCCUCUAGCAACUGGAUAUGAUUUUGGAAACAGAUGUUUCAGACCACAACCAUUGCCUUUCGUCGGUGAAACUGUUCAUGGAGUUGUGACAGUAAUAUUGCUCUCAGUACUGAAUGAACAGAAGUAAAAUACAUUGCAUAUGAGGUCUAUUGUGUAAAGUGUGUGAAUUUGAGGCAGUGUAUUGCACAAUGUAGUUUGCCAAUGUUCAGCACAGACUAGUAUUAACUUUCUUUUUGAAGUUCUUUAGUUUUGGUUUAGAGUAGCUGCAUGCUGUACUAA
Messenger RNA from Branchiostoma floridae (Florida lancelet), 2953 nucleotides. RefSeq names its product beta-galactosidase-like. Gene Ontology annotation, cellular component: vacuole. Lineage: Eukaryota; Metazoa; Chordata; Leptocardii; Amphioxiformes; Branchiostomatidae. The record is from RefSeq and is a predicted model, not a curated record. Gene Ontology annotation, biological process: carbohydrate metabolic process. Gene Ontology annotation, molecular function: beta-galactosidase activity.